AUGGCUGUGGAUACUGUUGUCCUGACCGAGCGCGAAGUCCAGCGCUUGCAGCUCGGUGGUGCGGAGACUCUCGAGCUGGUCAACCAGGCGCAGGAGAGUGAUGCGGCGGACCGACUUUUGACCAUUCGCGCUGCCUUGACGAAGUACAAGAGUGCCGUCUUCUGGGCCAUGUUCCUUUCCACCAGUUUGGUCAUGGAGGGCUACGAUCUAGUCAUUAUAACCUCCUUCUACGGCCAAACUCAGUUCCAAGAACGAUUCGGAGUCUAUGACCCGGCCACUAAACACAACCUUAUUCCCGCUGCAUGGCAAUCCGGCUUGUCCAACUCCUCCGUCGUCGGGCAGCUUGCCGGUCUCAUCGUCAACAUGUAUGCGCAGGACCGCUUCGGUUGUCGGCCAACUAUGAUGUUCUUUAUGGCGUGGAUGAGCGUAAUGAUCUUCAUCCCCGUUUUCGCACCCUCCCUGCCGGUCCUAGCGUUUGGAGAAGCCAUGUGCGGUGUCUCCUGGGGCGUGUUCCAGACACUCUCUACUAGCUACGCCUCUGAGGUCGUUCCUACCGUUCUCAGACCCUAUGUUACGGCCUAUGUCUGUAUGUGCUGGGGUGCUGGUAUUCUCCUCUCUUCGGGAGUUGUCCGAGCUGUGGCCAGUCUCGAUGGAGAUAUCGGCUGGCGACUUCCCUUUGCGAUCCAAUGGGUCUGGCCUAUUCCGCUUCUGAUAGGUGCUUACCUUGCCCCCGAGUCCCCGUGGAACGCAGUCCGACGUGGCAAGAUGGAAAUGGCGAGAAAAUCUUUGAUACGGCUGCGUCAGGAUACCCCAACCAAGGAACGCGACGUGGACGCUACCCUGGCUUAUAUCCGAUACACCACCGAGCUGGAAAAGGCAGAGACUGAUGGAGCCUCCCUCUUGGAUUGCUUCAAGGGAGCGAACUUGCGCCGGACUGAAAUCAACUGUGUUGUCUGGGCCGCGCAGAUCCUCUGCGGUAACGCCAUUCUGGGUUACUCCGUUACCUUCCUCGAGGCCGCCGGCUUUACUUCAAUCCAGGCCUUUGACGUGAACAUCGCGCUCUCAGCAUGCUACAUCAUCGGCGGUGUCAUCUGUUGGCUGCUCUUCCCGCACUUCGGCCGAGCCACAAUCUACAUGACGGGUCUCACCUUCAUGUUCUUCUGUCUUAUUGCGAUUGGUGGUCUCGGAUGGGCGACUGGGACUCAAUCUCAGCUCGCCGUUGGCAUUUUGCUUGUCAUAUCUACUCUCGUCAACAUGAUUACCAUCGGCCCAGUCUGUUAUCCUAUCGUCGCUGAGACCCCGUCCGGACGCUUGCGUUACAAGACUAUUACCAUCGGCAGAUUUGUCUACAACCUCACUGGAAUCUUCCAAAACUCUGUUACCCCUCACAUGAUUUCAUCGACCUCUUGGAAUUGGGGCGCCAAGACAGCCCUUUUCUACGCCGGCACCAACCUCCUCUGCAACCUCUGGUGCUGGUUCCGACUUCCGGAAACCAAGGACCGCACCUUUGGUGAAAUCGAUCUACUCUUCGCUAAUAAUGUGCACGCGCGCAAGUUCAGGACCACCAGAGUCGAACAAUUCUCCCAGCAAAGUUAUAUUCCCAAGGAGGCGGAGGCCGGUGUGCAGUCCACUACUCAUGUGGAGGAGGCCAUGUAA
Penicillium daleae is the source of this 1656-nucleotide messenger RNA. Its product is annotated as putative MFS alpha-glucoside transporter. Gene Ontology annotation, biological process: carbohydrate transport; transmembrane transport. NCBI's taxonomy places the organism in Eukaryota, Fungi, Ascomycota, Eurotiomycetes, Eurotiales, Aspergillaceae. The record is from RefSeq and is a predicted model, not a curated record. Gene Ontology annotation, molecular function: carbohydrate:proton symporter activity. Gene Ontology annotation, cellular component: membrane. Bases 1 to 1656 code for a protein of 551 amino acids. The transcript has 6 exons.